Messenger RNA from Xenopus laevis (African clawed frog), 1227 nucleotides. RefSeq names its product androgen receptor-like. The transcript is spliced from 2 exons. Bases 5 to 475 code for a protein of 156 amino acids. The record is from RefSeq and is a predicted model, not a curated record. NCBI's taxonomy places the organism in Eukaryota, Metazoa, Chordata, Amphibia, Anura, Pipidae.
UCGCAUGCACAAGUCACGUAUGUACAGUCAGUGCAUCCGGCUGCGACACCUCUCACAGGAAUUUGGCUGGCUUCAGAUCACUCCGGAGGAGUUCCUCUGCAUGAAGGCUCUCCUUCUCUUUAGCAUUAUUCCCGUGGAAGGUCUGAAGGACCAGAAGUGCUUUGAUGAGUUGCGGAUGAAUUAUAUCAAGGAGCUGGACAGUCAUCUCAUGCAAGAGGAACAAUCCAGCAUCCAGCUCUCGACGCUUUUUCCAGCUCACCAAGCUCCUGGAUUCCGUGCAGCCAGUAAGACAUGGAUUAUAGGAGAAUGCAAACAGUGCCCUUUUGCUUUUUCUUUGUCCACCACACUGCACUUCAGAUAUUAUGUUUUGAAACCAACUCCACCCACCCAAACAGAAAGUAUCGUACAAUCUCAUUAUCAGGUAAGACAUCUCAACUAUAAUAAGCCUUAUUUAAAAUUAAUACCAGUUUUGUGAACCCAAUCGGAAAUUAAGAUGAAGAACAAAAAAGUUGGGACUGAUGAGAUCAUCCAAAAGGAGCUUGAGUUUAAAUUAAGGCUGACCAUACUGCAUGACCAUCUGGGCAUUUAUGUUCAGUCGGGGCUAUUUCAAUAGAUAAUCCUGAAAUCCUAAUGGAUUGUCUGUCCUAGUGGAAAUAUCCUUCUUCUGUAUGUCAUCUGUCUGUUUUGGCUCUCAGACAGAUUGGUCAUACUACAGAUUGGUCCGAGUGUAGACUAGAACCCUUUGGAGUUCUUGGGUUGUCCACCUGGAAAGCAGAAGUGGAAGAUAAAAAAUAUUUGAAAUCAGUGAACCCAUACAGUUUGUGCUGGUUGAUAUUAUUGUAUCUUACAAGCCUUGGGUCCCACGCUCUGUCAAAGCAGGUAUGUGUUGCCUGCAUGAUAGAUGAAGCCAAGUUAUGGUUCUGUACCUAAUUUAUGUUUGCCAUCUUAGCCAUGAUCUGCUCUUAUAAUUAACUUCAGAAUUUUUCAGAUUGAAUGUAUGGAAUAUUCGAGUGGGUUCCUGUUAUGCAAGAGCACAGUUUCUGUCUUUCUGUUUUUACUUUUUAUCUAUAGCACUCAGCAGCGCCAGAGAGGCCUUACUAUCAGAAGCAGGCAGAUCCUGAAUAUUCCAUAUGCUCAAAUGCAGAGACUUUGCCCCCGGGCUUUCUGCAACACAAUUACUUAAAUUACAAAAUGGACCCAAAAGCCAACUAGUAGCUUUGCAGUGUG